This is a messenger RNA of Lactuca virosa, 492 nucleotides long. The record is from the annotation of a GenBank genome assembly. NCBI's taxonomy places the organism in Eukaryota, Viridiplantae, Streptophyta, Magnoliopsida, Asterales, Asteraceae.
AUGGGUAUUUUGUGUCGACAUGUGUUUGCAGUUCAGAAGAAUAAUCAUAUUGAGGAGAUACCGAAGCAAUAUAUUCUGCGGAGGUGGAGAAGGGAUAUUAUUUCUAGCCAUUUGUUGGUCAGUAAGAAUGGGCUUGGUGAAAUGGAAGAUGAAACUUUUAAAUUGUUAACCGAAGCAUAUAGUAACAUAGAGUACUGUCUGGAGCGUGUUCAGAAUGAUAAGGAAAAAUUAAAAGAUUUUGUGAAGAACACACGCACGAUGAGGAGGGUUUUUGAGCAAGAUCCGGUUAAUACUAUUGGAUUGGAUGAAAGAGAUGAAGCUGUGUUUAGACUAUUUUGGGUUAGUAUUCCAGACCACAUAGAAAUUAAUGUCCCCUCAGUGAUACAUAAAAAGGAAGUGGUACUAAGAAACGGAUGGUUAGUGCAGCGGAGAAGGCAUCUGCAUCUUCAAAAAGUGGUUCACGAAAGUGCACAGGAUGAAACUUAUAUGUGA